UGAGCGGCGCCCCCUCACCCGCAGCCUCAGCAUCAGCCGCAGCCUCAGCAUCACCCGCAGCCUCAGCAUCCGCACCGCACCGCAGCCGGACAUGCCCUGAGCUCCGGGCUCCCGCACCCCACUCACUCACUCACUCACCCUCAGCACCCAGGACAGCAGCUCCCCCGCAGUAACGACGACAGACUGGCCAGCCUCGCUUUGAGGUCAUCGCGGAAGCAAGAUGGCCGGCUCCUCAGUGAAGGUAGCGGUGAGAGUCCGGCCUUUCAACUCCAGGGAAAUCAGCCGAGACAGCAAAUGUAUUAUUCAGAUGUCAGGAAACACAACGACCAUUGUAAACCCAAAGCAGCCCAAGGAAGCACUCAAGAGCUUCAACUUUGACUAUUCAUACUGGUCGCACACCACGCCUGCCGACAUCAACUAUGCCUCUCAGCAGCAGGUGUACCGGGACAUCGGGGAAGAGAUGCUGCAACAUGCCUUUGAGGGCUACAACGUUUGCAUCUUUGCCUACGGGCAGACUGGAGCCGGCAAAUCCUACACUAUGAUGGGCAAGCAAGAGAAGGAGCAACAGGGCAUUAUCCCACAGCUGUGUGAGGAUCUCUUUGCCAGAAUUAAUGACCGCUCCAAUGCCAAUCUCUCCUUCUCUGUGGAGGUGAGCUACAUGGAAAUUUACUGUGAGCGUGUGCGAGACUUACUGAACCCCAAGACCAAAGGAAACCUUCGGGUGCGUGAGCACCCCAUCCUCGGACCUUAUGUGGAAGAUCUCUCUAAGCUUGCUGUCACCUCGUUCAAUGAUAUCUCAGAUCUUAUGGAUUCAGGAAACAAAGCCAGAACUGUGGCUGCCACCAACAUGAACGAGACAAGCAGCAGAUCCCAUGCAGUGUUCAACAUCAUUUUCACACAAAAAACAGACGACUCUAAUGCAGACACUUCCACUGAAAAGGUCAGUAAAAUCAGUUUGGUUGAUCUGGCUGGAAGUGAGCGAGCUGAUUCUACAGGAGCCAAAGGCACGCGAUUAAAGGAAGGUGCAAAUAUCAAUAAAUCUCUGACAACCUUGGGCAAAGUCAUCUCGGCCCUGGCAGAUGUGGAUUCUGGAUCAAACAAGAACAAGAAAAAGAAGAAGUCGGAUUUCAUUCCUUACAGAGACUCUGUGCUAACAUGGCUGCUCCGAGAAAACCUGGGAGGGAAUUCCAGGACAGCCAUGGUGGCAGCUCUCAGCCCAGCAGAUAUCAACUAUGAUGAAACACUCAGCACCCUCAGAUAUGCUGAUCGAGCUAAACAGAUCCGGUGUAAUGCAGUUAUUAACGAGGAUCCUAAUAACAAGCUGAUUCGGGAGCUUAAGGACGAGGUGUCAAGACUGCGGGAUUUGUUGUGCGCACAGGGACUGGGAGACAUCAUUGACCUGUCCAAUGUGGUGGCUGGAGUGAGCCCUUCACCAUCCCUAUCCGCGCUGUCCAGCCGUGCAGGGUCUGUGUCCAGUUUGCACGAUCGCCUCAUGAUCGCCCCUGGCAGUGAGGAAGCCAUCGAACGCCUCAAGGAGACAGAGAAGAUAAUUGCUGAGCUGAAUGAAACAUGGGAGGAGAAAUUGCGCAGGACAGAAGCUAUUAGGAUGGAGAGAGAGGCUCUCCUUGCUGAAAUGGGCGUUGCCAUGCGUGAGGAUGGUGGUACACUGGGGGUGUUCUCACCCAAAAAGACUCCUCAUCUAGUCAAUUUGAAUGAGGACCCACUGAUGUCUGAAUGCCUGUUGUACUACAUCAAGGAUGGAUUCACCAGGGUUGGACGGGAAGAUGCAGAACGGCGACAGGACAUUGUUUUGAGUGGACAUUUUAUCAAAGAAGAGCACUGUAUCUUCCGCAGCAAUGCCAUAUCCUGUUUAGAAGUGGUUGUAAUCCUUGAACCAUGUGAAGAAGCAGACACAUAUGUUAAUGGAAAGAAGGUGUCUGAACCAACAAUACUACGAUCAGGAAAUCGAAUCAUAAUGGGGAAGAGCCAUGUCUUCCGUUUUAACCAUCCUGAACAGGCUCGUCAGGAGCGUGAUAAGACCCCCUGCGCAGAGACCCCAAUAGAGCCAGUAGACUGGGCCUUUGCUCAACGAGAAUUGCUGGAGAAGCAGGGCAUCGAUAUGAAAGUUGAGAUGGAACAGAGGCUUCAGGAGUUAGAAACUCAAUAUCGGAAGGAGAAGGAAGAAGCUGAUUUAAUGUUGGAACAGCAAAGACUGGACUAUGAAAGCAGGCUGGAAGCUCUGCAAAAGCAGAUGGAGUUACGCUUGCAUCCUUACAAUGUAGAUGAAGACGAGGAACCAGAAGAAGAAGUGCAAUGGACGGAAAGAGAGUUUGAAUUGGCGCUGUGGGCAUUCCGCAAAUGGAAGUGGUACCAGUUUACCUCACUGAGAGACCUGCUCUGGGGUAAUGCCAUCUUCUUGAAAGAGGCCAAUGCAAUCAGUGUGGAACUGAAGAAGAAGGUGCAGUUCCAGUUUGUACUGUUGACGGACACAUUGUACUCCCCUCUUCCUCCUGACCUCAUGCCCCCCGACGCUGUGAAGGACAGGGAGAAGCGACCAUUCCCACGAACCAUUGUGGCUGUAGAAGUUCAAGAUCAGAAAAAUGGAGCAACACAUUAUUGGACCCUGGAAAAGCUCAGGCAGAGACUGUACCUGAUGCGAGAGAUGUACGACCGAGCUGCUGAAGUCCCCUCCAGUGUCGUUGACGACUGUGACAAUGUAAUGACAGGCGGGGAUCCCUUUUACGAUCGCUUCCCAUGGUUCCGGUUAGUUGGAAGUACUCCCAUUUUCAACACUUGCAUGUCUGAGCGCAUGGCUGAUCUCACCCCCUCCCCCACCUUCUCGAACCCUGACUCCGACAUCACUGAGCUCGCAGACGAGCAGCAUGAUGGGGAGGAAGAGGAGGUGGAGGAUGAGGAGGAGGAGGAGGAGGAGCUGGACGAUGAAAUCUUUCUGGAUGAUCCCUUUUCUGACCUGGGGGGAGACGAAGGGUACUACAUCCACCAUGAUGGCCAGGACCCGUUUUACGACCGCUCACCCUGGUUCAGUUUAGUGGGAAGAGCAUUUGUUUAUCUCAGUAACCUGCUCUACCCAGUGCCACUGGUGCAUCGUGUGGCCAUAGUCAGUGAAAAAGGCGAGGUGAAAGGAUUUCUACGUGUGGCUGUUCAGGCCAUUUCUGCUGAUGAGGAGGCACCAGAUUAUGGCUCUGGAGUCCGUCAGUCAGGAACAGCCAAGAUCUCGUUUGAUGACCAGCACUUUGAAAAGUUUCAGUCGGAUUGCUGCCCUGCCGUUAUGUCUCGCUCCGGAACAUCACAGGAAGAGCUACGUUUUGUUGAAGGACAAGGUCAGUCAAGCGAUUCUGGCCCCUCAGCGGAUGAAGUGAAUAACAACACAUGUAUAGCUACCCAGGAGGAGCUCGAGAGCCCUAUCAAGUCACCGGGAGAAUUGCAGAUGGAUGGAAUUGUAGAACACCUCAGGAUCGGCAGUCAUUUCACCUUCAGAGUCACAGUUCUGCAAGCGUCCAGUAUCUCAGCUGAAUAUGCUGAUAUUUUCUGUCAGUUCAACUUCAUUCAUCGCCAGGAAGAAGCCUUUUCAACAGAGCCACUGAAAAAUACUGGCCGGGGUCCCCCACUUGGCUUCUACCACGUGCAGAACGUUGCCGUGGAGGUGACAAAAUCCUUUAUUGAGUACAUCAAGACCCAACCGAUUGUCUUUGAGGUGUUUGGACACUAUCAGCAACACCCAUUUCCACCACUCUGCAAAGAUCUCUUUAGCUCUCUCAGACCGUCCCGCAGACAAUUUCCCCGAGUCAUGCCUCUGUCUAAACCAGUCCCAGCUACAAAGUUGAAUACCAUGAGACGACCUACUGUAGGACAAUGCCAGUGCAAAUAUGACCUGCUAGUCUUCUUCGAGAUCUGUGAACUUGAAGCUACUGGAGAGUACAUUCCUUCUGUUGUUGACCACAGAAGUGGUAUGCCAUGUCAUGGGAUAUUCCUAUUACACCAGGGGAUCCAGAGGCGGAUUACUGUUACUAUAGUACAUGAGACAGGAAGUGACAUACAUUGGAAGGAAGUACGAGAAUUAGUUGUUGGUCGGAUCCGGAACACACCAGAAUCGGAUGAUUCCAUCAUCGAUCCCAACAUCCUGUCCUUGAAUAUUCUAACUGCUGGCUACAUGUAUCCAUCCCAGGAGGAUCGGCAAUUUCUUGAUUCGGAUAUGCCUAGGACCUUUUACCGAUUUGAGGCCAGCUGGGACAGCUCCAUGCACAACUCUCUGCUGCUGAACAGAGUGACACCGUACGGAGAAAAGAUCUACAUGACAUUGUCUGCAUACCUGGAGAUGGAGAAUUGCUCACAGCCUGCGGUCGUCACCAAAGACUUCUGCAUGGUGUUCUACACACGAGACGCCAGGCUUCCGGCCUCCCGCUCCAUUCGCAACCUCUUUGGCAGUGGAAGCUUGAAAGCAUCAGAAAGUAACCGAGUGACGGGUGUAUACGAGCUGAGCCUCUGCCGAGUAGCGGAUGCUGGAAGCCCAGGCAUGCAGCGAAGACGCAGGAGGAUCCUGGACACCUCUGUUGCGUACGUCCGUGGAGAGGAGAAUCUGGCCGGCUGGCGACCUCGUAGUGACAGUCUCAUUCUUGAUCACCAGUGGGAGCUGGAGAAACUUAGUCUGUUGCAAGAGGUAGAGAAGACCAGACAUUACCUGCUGCUGCGCGAGAAGCUAGAGACCACCCAGAAGUCAGGAUUUGAUUCAGUUUCCUCAUACAACAGCGAGGACUUCAGUGAAUCCCAGAGCAUCGGUUCAACCAACAGCCUUCACUCAAUAGGAAGUGACACACAGAUUCCAACCUCCAAUACCACCACCACCACCACCGAACGCCAAAAAGAGUUGGCAGCCAAGUGCCUCCGACUUCUGUCUCACACAUUCAACAGGGAAUACAGCCACGUCUGCAUCAGUGCCAGCGAGAGCAAGUUAUCUGAGAUGUCCGUCACCCUAACAAGAGAUACGUCAUUCUCUGCACUGAGCAACACCACACUGCCCCCUUCCUCCACCUGCCCCUCCCUAAUGGAAGGCCAGUACAUCGCCACAGAGCUGAGGACUCCAGAGGCCCAGUCUAGAGUUGUGACUCCAGAUUCCGACUUAAUGCAGGACGGAGAACUGAAGAAAUCUCCAGUACAGGCAAAGCCCGAGAAGGGAAUCACUAGAGCAUUUGUAGCUGACAUCCAGGAGAUCAGAGUGAGUGCAAUUGUUUCAAAAAAGGGAUACCUGCACUUUCUGGAGCCCCAGACGAGUGGCUGGGUCAAACGCUUUGUGGCUGUACGACGCCCUUAUGUUUACAUAUACAACACUGACAAGGACACAGUGGAACGAGCGAUCCUUAACCUGUCAUCCGCACAGGUGGAAUACAGUGAGGACCAGCAGGCCAUGCUGAAGACUCCAAAUACGUUUGCCGUAUGCACAGAGCAUCGCGGGAUCCUCCUGCAGGCCUCCAAUGAUAAGGAAAUGCAGGACUGGCUGUAUGCAUUCAACCCCCUCCUCGCUGGCUCAAUCAGAUCAAAGCUGUCCAGGAGGAGGAAUACCCAGAUAAAGAUCUGAGGGGGAGCCUGAGAUUGCCUCGAAUUCUAACUCUGCUCUUAACCUGGUGACAUUAAACAGGACUCGUGUACAUACUCAACCUUUCAAGCAUUUGACGUGAAAACCCAUCUAACAUGCCUGCUCUACGUGUAGUAAUUUAUUGAGGAACAAAAAAAAAUUAUAGUUGUGUGAAAGCAAGCCGUGUCGCCUUGCGCUGGAAGCGCCGUGUUACAUGUGCGUGUGAUGCUCCGUAUGUCUUCAACAAACAGUUAGGUAUCAGUAAUGACAGAGUUCUGUAGUGUGGACACUUGACACUGUUUCUGCUCUUGCAUUAGUGGCGAGGGGUCAGGAGGAUGACGGACGGCGGGGAUGGGGGCGGUGAGGAGGCAAGGUGGAUUGAAAGGCCUGGCCGCUCCAAACAGUAAUGCUCCCAACAGGAAGAGGCUGAAUGCGAUUUGGUUGUGUGACUGAGACAAAAGCAGUCCCUGAUUUGGUUUUCUCAAGCCUUUGGGAUUUGUAGGCAUUCCGGGAAUGGAAGUAAGGUAGAUGGAUAGAGUCUAGUGUAAAAUGAGACAAGCUUUCGCACGAUUUGACAGGUUACCACUGGACUUGUCUUUUUGAGUUAGACUGGUACUGUUAUCAACGAUGGCCCCGAUCAAGCACCCCCCCCAUCUCCCCCACCCCCGAUUCCUUGCCACAUUCUGCACCAUUCAAUGCAGGCGGUUUCCUCCCACCUCCCCAAAGUGGUCUGAAUGGUUUCAGUUUGUGUCCCGGAACAGCUUAUCGCUCUGUAUUUUGGAGAAGAGUGAAAGAGUAAAGGAGAAGUCAAAACACUGGAAAGGUAGAAGAGAGGAGUGGGGAAGAAAGAAAUAUAAAGCGAUGUUGGACAAAUUGAUGAAUGUUAUAUAUAUAUUUAUUCGAUGUUCAGCUAAUAAACACUAACUGCAUAAUUUUUUUUAGUAAGAAUUGUCCCUCUGAUUAAAGAAGGUUGGACAAUAUUAUUCCC
This is a messenger RNA of Callorhinchus milii (elephant shark), 6578 nucleotides long. It is a transcript of the gene kif1aa, whose product is annotated as kinesin family member 1Aa. The transcript is spliced from 49 exons. Lineage: Eukaryota; Metazoa; Chordata; Chondrichthyes; Chimaeriformes; Callorhinchidae. The coding region runs from base 221 to 5593 and encodes 1790 amino acids. Gene Ontology annotation, molecular function: ATP binding; microtubule binding; plus-end-directed microtubule motor activity. The record is from RefSeq and is a predicted model, not a curated record. Gene Ontology annotation, cellular component: dendrite; kinesin complex; axon. Gene Ontology annotation, biological process: vesicle-mediated transport; cytoskeleton-dependent intracellular transport; microtubule-based movement.